AUGCGAGCAGCUUUCUCGUCUUUAGUUUCUUUGGCUUUAGUGUCACUAGUGGUCAGCCAACAAAAUACAGCGUGUUCCACUGACGCUGACUGUAAUAAAGUAUGUGGUACCAAUAUGGUUGGACACUGCGAUCAAAACACAUGCCACUGUCACAACAUGAACGAAUGUGUCCAUGCAUCUGACUGUACAUGUGGUGGUAACCAAAUUGCUACGUGUGACAAUCACCAAUGCCACUGCCAUCACCCACGGCGUGCAGUGAACGAAUGUGUUCAUGCAUCUGACUGUACAUGUGGUGGUAACCAAAUUGCCACGUGUGACAAUCACCAAUGCCACUGCCAUCACCCACGUCGUGCAGUGAACGAAUGUGUUCAUGCAUCUGACUGUACAUGUGGUGGUAACCAAAUUGCCACGUGUGACAAUCACCAAUGCCACUGCCAUCAUCCACGUCGUGCAGUGAACGAAUGCGUCCAUGCAUCUGACUGUACAUGCGGUAAUGGCCAGAUUGCCACGUGUGACAAUCACCAGUGCCACUGCCACCACCCACGUCGUCAAGUGAACGAAUGUGUCCAUGCAUCUGACUGUACAUGCGGUAAUGGCCAGAUUGCUACAUGUGACAAUCACCGAUGUCACUGCCACCACCCACGUCGUCAAGUGAACGAAUGUGUCCAUGCAAAUGACUGUACAUGUGGUCAUGGUCAAAUUGCAACAUGCGACCAUCAUCAAUGUUAUUGCCAUCACCCACGUCGCGCCGUCGAGUGUACACAUGCAGAUGACUGCACUUGUCUACAUCAUCAAAUUCCCACAUGUGACAACCAUGUGUGUAAUUGCCAUCAUCCAUAGUUACAUUUUAUUUAUUAUAUACAGUUGCUGGUGACUUGCUUCUUAUUUAUCAGCAAGUGUUUGUUAAAUUAUCUUUUUAUAACCACUUACAUUGUCACUGAACGAUAAAUACAUUUUGUACAACAU
This is a messenger RNA of Saccostrea echinata, 966 nucleotides long. RefSeq names its product scavenger receptor class F member 2-like. The coding region runs from base 1 to 840 and encodes 279 amino acids. The record is from RefSeq and is a predicted model, not a curated record. Lineage: Eukaryota; Metazoa; Mollusca; Bivalvia; Ostreida; Ostreidae. The transcript has 2 exons.